Alternaria rosae is the source of this 810-nucleotide messenger RNA. RefSeq lists its product as uncharacterized. Bases 1 to 810 code for a protein of 269 amino acids. The record is from RefSeq and is a predicted model, not a curated record. NCBI's taxonomy places the organism in Eukaryota, Fungi, Ascomycota, Dothideomycetes, Pleosporales, Pleosporaceae. The transcript has 2 exons.
AUGGCUAUUCCAUCACCUUCUCAAUUCGCGAAGAUGCCGGUCGAAAAUGUCAGUCGACUAAGUAUCACGCUCAGGCUUCCGUUUGGUUUCUUCCAGUCAGUGGAGCAACUCUCAAGCAACGAUUCCACAUCCUUGGAUACAGACUUAGCGACUCAGCAAGCAAGUCUGUGGCAGCGAUUGGGCUCCAGUCUCAGCCGGUUCAAAGCUCUUGAGAAGCUCGACUUGUGGCUAGACCACACUGAGCCCCAGUUCUGGGCCGUGGUCAACGAGCGCUCGACCCUCGACCCUCUCCUUACACAACUAAGCGGGCGUCCUGACCUUGACGUUACUGUCACGCUGCCCAUGCUUCACCCAAAAUUCGAACAGGACGAGCGGCACUACAUCGACGAGGAAAUUUCACCGAAUGUCCGUGUACACAGGGUGCUGAGGCAAAAAAAGAGCGAUACCACCCACUUCUGGAACGCGCUCGCAGAGCGCGAUCAUAAACAUGCACAAGCUAUCACCCAACUUCGACAGGCUGCAGAACAUCAGAGCGCCGACUAUGCUGCUACGCUGAAGGUCUUGGACCAAGAGAUACACCUACUGCGACAAGAAAGAGUGAGUCUGAAAGAAGGCAUCGAAGAUAUGGAGUUUGAGAUCGUCCCAGUCAACGACGAUGUUGCCAGGCUGAGAGCAGAGAAUGCGAAGCUUCGACGUGCGGCGAUUCGAAGAACCCGCGAGAUCAAAGGCUUACAUGACAAGAUCAAGGAUUGCAACAAGAGCUUUGGGGGCUACAAGAAGCGAGUGAAGGCUUUGGCGAACGAGCAUUAG